This is a messenger RNA of Carassius gibelio (silver crucian carp), 3944 nucleotides long. RefSeq names its product F-box/LRR-repeat protein 3-like. NCBI's taxonomy places the organism in Eukaryota, Metazoa, Chordata, Actinopteri, Cypriniformes, Cyprinidae. The record is from RefSeq and is a predicted model, not a curated record. Gene Ontology annotation, cellular component: nucleus; SCF ubiquitin ligase complex; cytosol. The coding region runs from base 292 to 1626 and encodes 444 amino acids. The transcript has 5 exons. Gene Ontology annotation, biological process: regulation of cell cycle; G2/M transition of mitotic cell cycle; SCF-dependent proteasomal ubiquitin-dependent protein catabolic process. Gene Ontology annotation, molecular function: protein binding.
AGACAACAACUCCGCCAUUUCCAGCCGGAGGAAGGCGGGGACACGGAGAUCUCCCGCGGAACAGAGCUCAGCCAGAAAAGUAGGUCAACUAGCAACAUCGCCGAGACGCACGCACCCAGACUCCCUUGAAAACAACAGCGUAAAACGACCUAAAUUCACCAAUUCGUCUCCAAUGCGUGUCCUCUGCGCCGCGCGGAUGUGUUCAGGUUCCGGUCCGGGCUGACGUUCAGAAGAGAAGUCGGGAUUUUGCUUAUUUUUCAACUGUUUGCGAGCGAUCUGAAGGGAGACAACAUGAGUAACACGCAAAACAGCUCUCUCAGGCCCUCAAGAAUGAAAAGGAGGUUGAGCAGAGAAGGUGAGGACAGUCCCUCAUCCUGUGAGGGGCCGACGGACUCCUGCAAGAGGGUCAGACAGCCCACAGAGGACUCUGGAGAUCUGCCACCCGACUGGGCUUGCCUGCCGCAGGAGAUCCUGCUCCACAUCUUCCAGUUCCUGCCUCUCCUGGACCGCGCCUUCGCCUCGCAGGUCUGCCGCGGCUGGAACGAGGCCUUCCACAUGCCCGAGCUGUGGAGGUGCUUUGAGUUUGAGCUCAACCAGCCCGCCAGCUCUUACCUGAAGGCCACCCAUCCUGACCUGAUAAAGCAAAUCAUCAAGAGGCACUCCAAUCAUCUACAGUACGUCAGCUUCAAGGUGGACAGCAGCACAGAGUCAGCGGAGGCUGCGUGUGACAUCCUGUCUCAGCUGGUCAACUGCUCUCUGAAGACGCUUGGACUGAUCUCCACUGCUCGGCCGAGCUUCAUGGAGCUGCCGAAGUCCCACUUCAUCUCUGCACUCACCGUGGUGUUUGUCAACUCCAAGUCUCUGUCGUCUCUGAAAAUUGACGACACGCCAGUGGAUGAUCCUUCUCUCAAGGUCCUGGUGGCCAACAACAGUGACACACUCAAGCUGUUGAAGAUGAGCAGCUGCCCACAUGUGUCUCCUGCAGGUAUUCUGUGCGUGGCUGAUCAGUGUCACGGUCUGAGAGAGCUGGCUCUGAACUAUCACUUACUGAGCGACGAGCUGCUGCUGGCGCUGUCCUCCGAGAAGCACGUGCACCUUGAGCAUCUGCGCAUAGACGUGGUGAGCGAGAACCCCGGCCAGCAGUUCCACACCAUCAAGAAGAGCAGCUGGGACGCCAUGGUGCGCCAUUCGCCCAAAUUCAACCUGGUCAUGUACUUCUUCCUGUACGAGGACGAGUUUGGGCCCUUUUUCCGUGACGAGAUCCCCGUCACGCACCUGUACUUCGGCCGCUCGGUCAGUAAAGAGGUCCUGGGCCGCGUGGGCAUGAACUGUCCGCGUCUGGUGGAGCUGGUGGUGUGUGCCAACGGUCUGCGGCCGCUGGACGAGGAGCUGAUCCGUAUCGCCGAGCGCUGCCAGCACCUGUCAGCCAUCGGACUGGGCGAGUGCGAGGUCUCCUGCAGCGCUUUCGUGGAGUUUGUGAAGAUGUGCGGCCGCCGUCUCUCUCAGCUCUCCAUCAUGGAGGAGGUGCUCAUCCCAGACCACAAAUACAGCCUGGAUGAGAUCCACUGGGAAGUGUCCAAGCACCUCGGGCGCGUCUGGUUUCCAGAUAUGAUGCCCACCUGGUGAAAUGUGUUCAGAAGACUAUAAAAAGUUUGGUAAUCUUGACUCGAUGGUUUCCAAGUCGCUUCACAAGGUUUGUACAUAGAUGUGAAUUGAGAUGUAAAGUCCCGCACUGCUAUAAUGAAUGAACAUGGACUGUUGUAAAGGGACAGUUCACGCAGAAAGGAAAAUGUUGUUAUUUACUCACCCUUAAGUCCUUAUUGGAACAUGAAAGAAGAUAUUUUGAAGAAUGGUGAAUAUAUUUAUAUAUGUAUGUAUGUUUUGUACAGUAGAAAGUCAUACAGGUUUGUAAAAUGGCAUGAGGGUGAGUGAAUGAUGACAGCAUUUCCAUUUUUGAGUGAACCAUUUCUUUAUUAAUGACAUGUUGUGGUAAAUCUCCAUCUAACAAGUCUUAUUAAAAAAAAUAACAUUUCACCUUCUUAUUAAAACUCAGAACAUUAUAAUUCCUCUGAAUUAGAUGAUGCAUCAAAAAGAGAUGAAGCACAUUUAAGGACCAUUAAUAUUUUUUUUUUUUACCAUUAAUAACAUUUAAGCAUUGUUUCCAGUCAUUCUCAAUAUGAUUAUUAUUGUUUGACUUAUUAAUCCAAUUAGAUUCUCAUUACUGUAAUAAAGUGAUUGUAAUCAGCAUAUGGCAGUGCAUCAAAAUCCACUAUGAUCUAUAUUUAAUCCCGCCAGGAUCUAAAUACUUUACAGUUGAGAUCACAAUGCAAAAGGAAAGAAAAUUAAUGUUAUUUAUGAAUAAAAACUUUGUAUUUUAGAUUUUUGAGGUGUAGUAUAACCUGGACAUUUUGUUAGAUUUACUAAUUUAUCUUUUCGGAAGUGUUUCCUUUAGGAAACUAAAUCAAGAAAGGCUGUACAUGCCACACCAUGUAUAUACUGUAUGUUGCACUUUAAGAUUAUUUUGUGGAAAGAAAAGAAAAAGUGGGGAAAAAGUUUAAAUUAGAAAAGAAACUGAAAACUUAUUUAGAUACAGAUAUUCAUUAUUCUUUAUGAAGAUGAAUGAGUUUUCUUCUUCGGUGGCUCAACAUUGUACCAUAUUUCCAAACUCAAUCUCAAGUAAGGUCAUUCUUAUAUCAGAGCACAGACUGGGAUUUAGUUAAAAGCGUUUUAAGCAAUCUUCAGCAGUGGCAUGAAACGCCAUUCCCUCACAUCUUAUGUUCACCAACACAAAUACAAGUUUAAAAGAAGUGCACGGCCAUCUGGGUUGGGAUUUUGGUUACUGAAGAUAGUGAACUAUAUCUUAUAUUUUACAUGAUUCAAGCAUUUUGCAUUACAUACGUUUGGCAUUAGUGCUUUCAUAUGCGCCUUAUGCCAAAUUGAAAUAUUUCUUUCUGGUGGUUUAGGUGAGAAUGUUGUUGCUCGUAGUUUGGUGUAGCAGGGAAGAGGGUGCAGAAGAAUAGUAAUAACAGCAUAUUUUCAAGCUCUUCGGUACGUCAGAGAGGAAGGAAAUUAAUAUUCGGAAGAAAAGAGUGACAGAAUGAAGCGUUGAUUGGUUUCUAAUUUCUAUUAGAUUGCAUGAGGAACGUUGUGCAAUGGCAAACUGAAUGGGAUACGACCGUUAGUCUGGAUAUACAGACGACAUGCGCCCCUUGGUUUCAGUUCAGUAUGAUUCAGUAUUGGAGUGAAGCAGUGAAAACAUUUUCCUUUAAGAAGGAAGUCCCACGUGUCUGUAUAUAAAACGAUGUGUGUUUAGACUUAUUUCUGGCGCACCCUCUGUGGAGUUUGAUGUGUAUCUGUGCUGAUCUCUUUCAGACGAGUGGGAAUUACUCCUUGAUGCAUCUUUUUACCCUUGUAAUUAGAGAUGCUCAUCAGUGUAAUUUAUUGAUAUGCUUUUUACUAUUAUUAAUCUGCUUGUAUUGGUGGUUUAGCUUUGAGUGAGAUGCUCCUUGUCGAUGUAUAUGCAUAUUAUAUCAGUUAUAAAAAGUCAAUAGCAUGUAAUCAUUUUUCUUUGCCCAUUUUCCAGAAUUAGAGCAGUUUUUGCUUUUGCAAAUUGUUGUAGCAACUAAAUUAAGUAAACCCAGAUUCCUGCCAGCUGAAAUUGUUUUUGGAAGCGCAUAGCUGGCCAAUUUGAAACACAAAAACCUUCUGUUAGACUGACUUUUUGGAAGUUCAAGCUGAGCAUUACAUCAACUCAAUGUAAACCAGAGCAUAGACUGAGAUAAAUGUACAAAAAGCGUUAAACCCAGUGAUUAUGUAAUUGAUUUUUCUGAAGUGAAGGUAUUGCUUGUAUUGCGAAUAUGAAAGCAUCACAUUUCUUUUGUGUUGUAAAAACAUCAAAAUUGUCUUUUAUUGAAAUAAGGGUGAAUAAACAUGGAAAAAAUGUG